AUGUCGCGCCUUGACGACAUACCUUCAAGCCCAGGCAAAUUCAAGAUGGAGAAAUCUUCCUACUUGCAUCGCCUCAGAUUCCAAUCGUCUCUCACAAAGUUCGCAUUCUUCUCCUUCUUCAUCCUCUGCCUCAUCUCCAUACUCUUCCUCCGAUCUCCACCCUCCGUUAACCCCUCGCAGUCCGAUCCAUCUCGCCGCUCGCUCCGAACCUACAGCUACGGAGGACCCGCCUGGGAAAAACGCCUCCGAGCCUCCGCUAAAAUCCGAUCUUCCAAUAACGGAAUCACCGUUCUAGUCACCGGAGCAGCCGGAUUCGUCGGAACACACGUCUCCUCCGCAUUAAAACGCCGCGGCGACGGCGUCAUCGGCCUCGACAACUUCAACGAUUACUACGAUCCGUCUCUGAAACGAGCGAGACAAGCAUUGCUAGAGAGAAGCGGGAUCUUCAUCGUAGAAGGAGACAUAAACGACGCCGAAUUGCUCCGCAAGCUCUUCAAGAUCGUCCCCUUCACUCACGUUAUGCAUUUAGCUGCUCAAGCCGGAGUACGGUACGCGAUGGAGAAUCCGAGCUCGUAUGUUCACAGCAACAUCGCCGGAUUAGUCAAUCUCCUCGAGAUCUGCAAAUCGGCGAAUCCACAACCUGCGAUCGUCUGGGCUUCGUCUAGCUCCGUCUACGGACUCAACACAAAAGUCCCGUUCUCCGAGAAAGACAGAACGGAUCAGCCGGCGAGUCUAUACGCCGCGACUAAAAAAGCCGGCGAGGAAAUCGCGCACACGUACAACCACAUCUACGGAUUGUCCCUCACGGGGUUGAGGUUUUUCACCGUGUACGGGCCAUGGGGAAGACCAGACAUGGCGUAUUUCUUCUUCACCAAGGAUAUUCUGAAAGGGAAACCGAUCUCGAUUUUCGAAUCGGCGAAUCACGGGACGGUGGCUAGGGAUUUCACUUACAUCGACGAUAUCGUGAAGGGGUGUUUAGGGGCGCUCGAUACGGCGGAGAAGAGUACAGGAAGCGGAGGGAAGAAGAGAGGUCCUGCGCAAUUGAGAGUGUACAACCUCGGAAACACAUCGCCGGUGCCGGUUUCCGAUCUGGUGAGUAUACUGGAGAGGCAAUUGAAAGUGAAGGCGAAGAGGAACUUGAUCAAGAUGCCGCGAAACGGCGACGUUCCGUUCACUCACGCUAAUAUCAGCUUAGCUCAACGCGAGCUUGGUUAUAAACCGACGACGGAUUUGCAGACCGGUUUGAAGAAGUUCGUGAGAUGGUAUCUGAGUUAUUACUCCGGCGAGAAUAUCGCCGCCGCUAGAUGA
Messenger RNA from Microthlaspi erraticum, 1308 nucleotides. Lineage: Eukaryota; Viridiplantae; Streptophyta; Magnoliopsida; Brassicales; Brassicaceae. The record is from the annotation of a GenBank genome assembly.